AUGGAUUUUAUAACAACAAGCAGCAACGGGAGCAACGCGACCGGCGGGUCCCCUCACGGGAUGGACGUGGUGGCGGACUGGGACGAGGGUGAGAAUGGCACCGGGUUCGGAUCUCUGCCUGACCUGGACCUGAGUUACCAGAUUAUCACCUCCCUGCUCCUGGGGUCCCUCAUCCUCUGCUCCAUAUUUGGCAAUGCGUGCGUCGUGGCAGCCAUCUACCUGGAGAGAUCGCUCCAGAAUGUGGCCAACUAUCUGAUCGGGUCCCUGGCCGUGACAGACCUAAUGGUGUCGGUUCUGGUUCUGCCUAUGGCAGCCCUCUAUCAGGUUUUGAACAAAUGGACACUAGGACAGGAUAUCUGUGAUUUAUUCAUCUCACUGGAUGUACUGUGCUGCACAUCAUCCAUCCUGCAUCUGUGCGCAAUUGCCUUGGACAGGUUCUGGGCCAUAACUGACCCCAUUGACUAUGUAAACAAGCGGACACCGAGGCGAGCUGCGCUCUUGAUUAGUGUGACUUGGUUAGUUGGUUUCUCCAUCUCUAUUCCGCCUAUGUUAGGCUGGAGAAGUGCCGCAGACAGAGCAACCCCUGACGCCUGCAUCAUCAGCCAGGACCCGGGCUACACCAUCUAUUCCACGUUCGGGGCUUUUUACAUCCCCCUUAUCCUCAUGUUGGUCCUGUACGGGCGAAUAUUCAAAGCUGCCCGGUUUCGAAUUCGAAAGACGGUCAAGAAACCUGAGAAAACUAAAGACAAGUGCUUAACCGUGUCCCCGGCGAUCUUCCACAAGAGAACCAACGGGGAGGCCGGGGGAAAGGGCUGGAAGCGAGGCGACGAGUCCAAAACCAGCUCUCCGUGCGUAAACGGCGCAGUGAAGCACGGGGAGGAGGGCGAGUCACUGGAGAUCAUAGAAGUUCUGAGCAACUCCAAGACGCACCUGCCUCUGCCCAACACCCCGCAGUCCUCGCAGGGCUACGAGCACAUGAACGAGAAGAACUCGGGGGCGAAGAGGAAGAUCGCGCUGGCCCGGGAGCGCAAGACGGUGAAGACGCUGGGGAUCAUCAUGGGGACGUUCAUCUUCUGCUGGCUGCCUUUCUUCAUCGUAGCGCUGGUGCUGCCUUUCUGCGCGGAGAGCUGCUACAUGCCCGAGUGGCUGGGCGCAGUCAUCAACUGGCUGGGCUACUCGAACUCUCUCCUCAACCCCAUCAUAUAUGCCUACUUCAACAAAGACUUCCAAAAUGCUUUCAAGAAGAUUAUCAAAUGCAAAUUCCACAGACCAUGA
Limanda limanda (common dab) is the source of this 1275-nucleotide messenger RNA. RefSeq names its product 5-hydroxytryptamine (serotonin) receptor 1A a (gene htr1aa). NCBI's taxonomy places the organism in Eukaryota, Metazoa, Chordata, Actinopteri, Pleuronectiformes, Pleuronectidae. Bases 1 to 1275 code for a protein of 424 amino acids. Gene Ontology annotation, molecular function: G protein-coupled serotonin receptor activity. Gene Ontology annotation, cellular component: plasma membrane. Gene Ontology annotation, biological process: regulation of hormone secretion; regulation of vasoconstriction; regulation of behavior. The record is from RefSeq and is a predicted model, not a curated record. The transcript has a single exon.